GGUUUAAGCAGCCACCGUUUCCGUCAAAUACGGCCGCCGAAGAAAACACACACUCAAACAAACAAUGGGGGUGAAGGCGAGGAAAGCGUCGAAGAAAGCAAUAAAGAAGGCUUCUUCUCAAUUCCCUAACUCUGAUUCCAAGACUGCUUCAGCCGAUUUCCUGCCGUUGGAAGGUGGUCCGCGUGAAAUUCCAGAAACCAAACCCCUUCAAAACAGUGCUACUGUCUUGUAUGUUGGUCGAAUCCCACAUGGGUUUUAUGAGAAAGAGAUGGAAGCUUAUUUUCAGCAGUUUGGUGCCAUUAAGAGAUUAAGGAUUGCAAGAAAUAAAAAGACAGGAAAAUCAAAGCACUUUGGCUUCAUCGAAUUUGAGAAUCCACAGGUGGCUGAAGUUGUAGCUGAUUGUAUGCAUAAUUAUCUGUUGUUCGAGCAUCUUUUGCAAGUCCAUCUUAUUCCUCCGGAGCAUGUUCAUCCAAAAUUAUGGAGAGGUUUCAAUUAUAAAUUCAAGCCAGUGGACUAUGUGCAAAUUGAACGAAAGCGGCAUAAUAAGGUGAGAACAUUAGAAGAGCAUAAAAAGUUGGUGGAGAAGAUCAUAAAACGAGACACGAAGCGUAGAAAGAGGAUAGAGGCUGCUGGCAUUGAUUAUGAAUGCCCAGAAAUUGUGGGUAGCGGUCAGUCUGCUCCAAAGAAGAUAAAGUUCGACGAAGAUUAGGCACCAUUAAGAUUUACUACCAAAUGCUGACUAUGAAGGUAAUGGCUUCCACAAUAUAGUCCUCCUGAGAUGCUAAAAAAUUGCAAGUUUAAUGUGUAGUUGAGCUGGUGACAAGCUAUAUUGCCUUUGGCUCUGCAACAAGUAGGAAGUUUUAUAUUUAUAAUGUUGGAUCCUGUUAGGACCAGACCCCCUAUUGGAAUCAAAUUUUGUUAUAUGUAAUUUCAAUAUAUAAUCAAAAUAUUCAAUCAGUUUGCUACUUA
Molecule: messenger RNA, 969 nt
Organism: Gossypium raimondii (Peruvian cotton)
Lineage: Eukaryota; Viridiplantae; Streptophyta; Magnoliopsida; Malvales; Malvaceae
Exons: 9
Coding region: 65-709 (214 amino acids)
Biological process (GO): maturation of LSU-rRNA from tricistronic rRNA transcript (SSU-rRNA, 5.8S rRNA, LSU-rRNA)
Cellular component (GO): nucleolus
Molecular function (GO): RNA binding
Source: RefSeq, a predicted model, not a curated record